Rotaria sordida is the source of this 768-nucleotide messenger RNA. Lineage: Eukaryota; Metazoa; Rotifera; Eurotatoria; Philodinida; Philodinidae. The record is from the annotation of a GenBank genome assembly.
AUGAGCAAUAAUAAUAACAACAAUAAUAAUAGUGAUAAUUUAACAAAACAUGAUGAUCAUUCAUGUGGUUCGAAAAAUCGAUUAAAAUCUUCAAUAGUACGUGGUUCAAAUGGUUCUAUGAGUGCUUUCAGACGAUUUUAUCAAAAUGGUGGGAGAGAUUAUGAACAAUAUCGUCUUUGGCUUCAAGCAUUAUCAAAAGCUGAACAAUCAUCAACGUCAUCAAAUCCGACAACUGAAACCAACGAAGAACCGAUUGAUAUAGAAUCUGAUAUAACCACUAUAUUUCCACACGUAGUAGUAUCAUCAUCAUCAUCAUCAUCAUCAUUACCAUUACAUUCGCAACAUUCUAUAUCAAUACCAAGAAUUACACGUGCAUAUCCAAUACUGAAACCGGUGGGACACCGUAUACCUUUACGAAGAAAAUCUGAACUUUCAUCAUUGCCAUUACCUACAUUUUUGUCUUCAAUAUCGGCAACAACAUCAUUGAAACCUCAAAUUUGUAUUCCAUGUGAUUAUUCUCAUAUUUCAACUGAAUCAUCAUCAUCAUCAUCACCAUCAUUUAUCGAUUGGUCAGUGGCUGAUGUUGCUCAAUUUAUUGGAAAACAUUUUCCUGAGAAACAUAUUGCUCGAAAAUUUAUGCAACAAAAAAUCGACGGACGUACACUACCAUUAUUAACUGAAGAUCAUUUAACAAGAAUACUUAAAAUGAAACUUGGUCCAGCAUUACAUUUACUUACGCUUAUAUCUAAUAUGCAAUUAAAAAAUUAA